AUGAAGUCCCUUCUGGCUUUGGGCUUGAUUGCCACUGCUUUUAUUCUCACUUCAGCUUGGAGUUUUGACAGUGCAAAGGUGUUUCGUGCAAAGCCUCAUAAUGAAAAGCAAGUGAGCUUCAUGAAGCAUUUGGCCAGCAUUUUAGAGCUCGACUUUUGGUAUCCAGACUCAGAAUUGCAUAUCAUCAGCCAGAUGGAGGUAGAUUUCCAUGUCCAUGCCAAUCAGUCCAACAUUGUUCAGACUCUGAUGGAGAAGAAUAAAAUACAAUAUGAAGUUUUAUUUCCAAACCUGCAAGAAAUCAUUGAAAAACAGGUUGGCAAUGAGACAAAUUUCACCAGCAGACACAGUUAUACAAAAUACAAUGAAUGGCACAAGAUUUCUGCAUGGACUGCUAGAAUUGCAAAAAAGAAUCCCACGCUGGUUUCCCGCAUCCAGAUCGGAAAUACCUUUGAAAAACGACCCAUGUAUCUCCUUAAGGUUGGGAAAGAAAGAGGGAAGGGAAAGGCUAUUUUCAUGGACUGUGGAAUUCAUGCACGAGAGUGGAUUUCACCUGCUUUCUGCCAGUGGUUUCUGAAAGAGGCCACUCAGACCUAUGGAAAGGACCAGAAUAUGACAAAUAUACUGGACAAUAUGAACUUUUAUAUCCUUCCUGUGUUCAACAUAGAUGGCUACAUUUGGAGCUGGACCCAGAAUCGCUUGUGGAGAAAGAAUCGUUCCAAGACAUCCAACAGUGACUGUGUCGGUGUUGACCUCAACAGGAACUUUGGUGUUGCAUGGGGCACUGUGGAUUCUUCCAGAAAUCCAUGUAAGGAAACCUACUGCGGGUCUUCUGCAGAGUCGGAACCUGAAACGAUAGCAGUGACAACUUUCAUCCGUAACCACCUUUCUUCAAUCAAGGCCUACCUAACUGUGCAUUCUUACUCUCAGAUGCUGUUGUUCCCUUAUGGCUACACAUAUGAGGAUGUGGCCAACCACAAUGAGCUGAAUCAAGUUGCAAAGGGAGCUGUCAAAGCUAUAUCCAGCCUGUAUGGGGAAGAGUAUAAGUAUGGAUCAUCGGCAAUUACAAUCUAUCCUUCAUCGGGUUGUUCUGAAGACUGGGCCUACGGUCAGGGCAUCAAAUACUCCUUUGCCUUUGAGCUUCGUGACAAGGGCAAAUAUGGUUUUCUCCUCCCUGAAUCUCAGAUCAAGCCAACUUGUCAAGAAAUUGUGCUGGCCGUCAAGUUCAUUGCCAAUUACAUCCUCAGCCAAGCUUUGUAA
Molecule: messenger RNA, 1257 nt
Organism: Euleptes europaea (tarantolino)
Lineage: Eukaryota; Metazoa; Chordata; Lepidosauria; Squamata; Sphaerodactylidae
Product: mast cell carboxypeptidase A-like
Exons: 11
Coding region: 1-1257 (418 amino acids)
Biological process (GO): proteolysis
Molecular function (GO): metallocarboxypeptidase activity; zinc ion binding
Source: RefSeq, a predicted model, not a curated record